This is a messenger RNA of Megalobrama amblycephala (Wuchang bream), 1973 nucleotides long. It is a transcript of the gene dnaaf19, whose product is annotated as coiled-coil domain containing 103. Lineage: Eukaryota; Metazoa; Chordata; Actinopteri; Cypriniformes; Xenocyprididae. Gene Ontology annotation, biological process: epithelial cilium movement involved in extracellular fluid movement; inner dynein arm assembly; determination of left/right symmetry. The transcript has 3 exons. Gene Ontology annotation, cellular component: outer dynein arm. The record is from RefSeq and is a predicted model, not a curated record. Bases 1212 to 1973 code for a protein of 253 amino acids.
UCUGACAUUAAGUAUGAGUAGUGUGUUCAUACAGAAAAUUCCAAAAAGAAAAAGUGCACUUUAAAUACACGGAUGCACUAAAUUCACGGAAAAACAAAGUGGAAUGUUGGACACUUCAUGCACUCAACUGUCGCAGCUUUAAUUAUGUAAAGUCUAAAAAUGUAGGGUCUAUUAGACUGCAAUGUUGAAUGGCAAAAUAACCGUAUGACCUUCAUGGUCACCAUGAUUUUGCCAAGUAAGACAUGUUCCUGGAUCAACACAUUUUGUUGAUCCUGGAACAACAUUACAGUCUGAAAAUUUAGUCUUAACCCUGUUCCUACCACUAAACCUAAUUCUACCCAUAACUCAUCCCUAAAAUCAGAGAGAAAAGAUAGGUGAAUAAUGUUGAUGUAGAAGCACCUAACCCUGGAUGUUAGCCUAAACUUGACACAAACGGUUGACUUGUCCCUCAAAUCUGAUUGGAAUGUUGAUCCAGGAAUAUGUCUCACUUGACCAAAUCAUGGUGACCUAACAGGUCAUACUCUACAUGGAUGAGUACAUAGCGUAUAAUGCGUCAUUUGGGACACCAAGGUUUGAUAGACUUUCUUGGGCAUAUCAAGUUUUAUUUGACUGCAGUACAUGUGGUAAAUGCAGUUGUAUGGCAAAUAUUACAUCUUGAGGACUCACAUCUAAGUACUUUAAAGCUAGAUUUCUUCAGUAAUGCAUUAUGAACCUUGAUGACAUGUUUUUAAUUGGCUUGAAAUAAGUUAAUGGUUAGAAUUUAUGUAUUUACAUUUUUUAAAAGACUAACUGAGGUUCCUAAACAUUUGGAAUACAUUUGUUACAAACGCCAGAAAUGUUUUUCCCAACUAAUUAAAGCUUAGAAAAUACAAAUAUCGUUAAAUUGAGUUAGUGAAUACAAUGAGAGUUGCACUUUGAUAUAAAACUAAUCCUCAAAGUAGCUGUUACGUUGUAAUUUAUAUGUUUUAGCAGUGUUUACACAGUCUAAUUUGCCCUAAAAAAAAUAAAACUAGCUGUUUCUGCCGGUGUAAAUACGUUGUGUGGUUGUCAUGGAGACCAGUUUGUUUGUAAGGUGGCGUGAGCUAGCAAGUCAGCUGCUCUUUUAUUAGAUUAACCGAAGAAGUUGCUGCAUUUCUAUCUAUAGAGGUAAAUAAAGUUAUCAACUCCUAAAAGUACAUUUGGCGACUUGUUACGACCAUAUUUGUCGGUAAAUGUCAAGAGCAGGUAUGGAGAAAUCUGAUAUAAUAAAUUUCAGCUGUCUUGAAAAAGAGCUACAAGCGGCGCUGGAAGCGGACAGGAAAUAUCAGAGGGAAAACGAUGCCAAAUUUCGUGCUUUGAGCCAAAAUGUUGCCAGCUAUGAAGAAUUCAGGGACAUAGUACUUGCAUCUCACUUAAAGCCUCUUGAUAGAAAGGACAUCUCUGGUGCACCAAGAAAGCAGCCGUGGAAUCCAAUUGCUUUUGGGACAAAGCAUGAAAGUGCUUCAGCUGAUGAGGUCCAGCCUCAGGUAUCUGAGAUCCAGCCAAGAAGUGCAUCAGAAUUCAUUCGUGACUGGCGCAGAUUUGCAGGGAGCUCUUCUGAAAAGUACAGCCUCCUUGUAAGUCUGGGAGGCAAAGCUCUGCAGGAAAUCUUCAGCACUGAGGUUGGCUUCGGUCUUCUAGGCGAGUUCUUUCUGAUUCUGUCACAGUGUCUUAAGUCAGGGGACGAGGAAAAAGUAAUUGGAGUGCUGGACGGCCUAUCCAGAACUGGCCGUUUCGGCCUCAACCAGUCUCUUCUUAGUCAGGCGGAACAAAAAGCCUGUGAGGAGCUUUUCAACAAGCUACAAGUUGCAGGAGGAGAAUAUCAUACUUCUAAAGAUAAUUCUUCUGACACUUCAAUAGUUUGUGAGGCCAGUCUGACACAUGUGGAGGAUGAUGAGACUGACAUUACAAUAAAACUUAAAGGGUUAAUGGGGAAAUAUGGCAUCCAAAAAUAG